AUGCGAAUGAAUUUCCUGGCCGAGCGGAGCGCUUUUAUGUCAGAAUUUUUGGUGCUGAUCUUUUUUUUUUAAUGGUGCUCUUGCAGGUUCGCUCCUCGCCUCAUCUCGUCUGCCGGGACUUCUUCUCCGAUGCCCACCUCAGCUCAAUCCGAGCCAAAACAGCCAGACACACCCAGACCUAAGUAAUGUUGGGUGUGUCUGGGGAGACAAUUGGUAGAAUCGCUCAAUUGUUUCCCCUGCAAUAAAUCAUUUAAAAAUCAAACCUGUUUUAGUGUUUAUUAGAAGAAAAACGUCUAAAAGUUCGCAGACAUAUGAAUCGAAUCAACACCGAGUCGAUAGUCCGAUCGGUCUGUAACUUGGACCCAAUAUACAGGGGAAAAGUAUGGUAACAUGCUGAAAUCUGUGUAAAUGCUGAAUCUCCGAGUUGAGCAUGUCUAUGUUAUGCAUGUUUUGUAAAACGUGCGGGAUAAUCCUAAUCUCUUUCUCGCUAUUCUCACGUUUGUACUUUACUGUCAGGUUUUUGGAUACGGCGGCCGACGCAGGUAUUCCGAACGGCCCAAGCGCUUGUUUUCUGAUCACCUACGAUGCAAACGUGCAUUUCUGUCCGUUCUCCAGAAAAUACAUAAAAAUGGGAGAGGGGUGUUCCGUUUUUCUUCCAUUUUUUAUCGCUGAUCGGAAUAAUAAAAAGAUCAGCACCAAAAAUUCGGAAAUAAAAGCGCUCCGCUCGGCCAGGAAAUUCAUUCGCAUCCAGCCAGUCUUCCGGAUUCGACUCUCUUCUCUCCAGGACAAAUCCGAACCAUCAUGUUGUAUGUUAUUUUCAAGCGUUCAGCAUUAGAGAAAAUGCAAAAAGUUCCAUCACGAGAAAACCAUUCAUCCCUAAUAUUCAAAUUCUGAAAUGUUGCUCUUGCAGGUUCGCUCCUCGCCUCAUCUCGUCUGCCGGGACUUCUUCUCCGAUGCCAACCAUAGCUCAAUCCGAGCCAAAGCAGCCAGACACACCCAGACCUAA
Molecule: messenger RNA, 1006 nt
Organism: Caenorhabditis sp. 36 PRJEB53466
Lineage: Eukaryota; Metazoa; Nematoda; Chromadorea; Rhabditida; Rhabditidae
Source: the annotation of a GenBank genome assembly